AAAAGAGAAGGAAAAAAUUGAUGAAAUUUUCUCCUUGGAAAAGUAAUAAUAAUUAACUUUAUUAGCAAUUAACUUCUAAACAUAGUGCAACGCAAUAAACAAAAAGUUAUCUCGAGGUGUGAAUAGCAAGAUGAAGUAAGAAAACCGUGUGUUAUAAGACGAUUAUUGUAAAAUCAAUUAUACAUAUAAGGGAAAAAGUAUGUAUGAGUCAUAAAACGAGAGAUAGAUCCAGUAAAAGAAGAAGAAUUCAAGUGCUUAAUAAUUUAUUAGAAUUAUAUCUGAGAUUCCUCAAUGGGCAGUGUGUGGAAGCGAUUGCAACGCGUUAAUAAGCGUGCUGCCAAAUUUCAAUUUACUGUGUCUUAUCAUGAGAUUAAAGUUGAAACGACUUCAAAGUGGCGUCCAACGAAUCUUUAUGUUGUGUGGACGAGAAGAUCACGAAGAGUUGUUUCAACGUCUCUACCAUGGAGUCCCGAUAUGGUCGACCCGUUAGUAGCCAAUUUAAAUUGGCCAGUUCCUGACAAUCAUUCAAUCACUGUGACAUUAUUUAAAGACCCGCGAACGCAUGAGUUAGAGGAUAAAGAUUGGACAUUUGUGCUUGAAGAUUUAUCGCCAAUGGGGAAGAAGAGACCACUGGCAACAGCGGCAAUAAACAUGAGAAAAUACGCGAGUAUUGAGUCAACACAACAAACAUUUGCAAUAACUCUUCGCCCAAUGACAAAGAAGAUCACGUCUGCUGAAAUUGAACUCACGAUUUCCUGCGUAUUUCUCAGAGAAGGAAAAGCGACUGACGAGGACAUGCAAAGCAUGGUGAGCUUGAUGAGCGUAAACAACGCCUCAGACAUAGCACCGUUAGACGACCUUGAAGAUAUUCCCGAUUUAGAGAGUUCCGGUGAUAUAUCAGAGCAUGUCAUUGACUUUACAAACCAAUUAGAACAAUUAACGUCUAGCUUAAAUAGUCCCGAAAUUCAAACACCCAAAAGUGUCCCUUCCAUUCCCGAAGAUCCAACUCCUUUGGCUGAGAUUAAUUCAAAUAUUGUGAUGACUAAAAAUGAAGCAAACAAUGAGAGAAGUGCUGAUAAGCAUGCAAUUGUAACUGUUGCUGAGGUCAAUCAUGUUGAUAAGAUUGAGGAAACAGCUCGAGAAUUAAGUCGAAUUGAGGAAAAAUGUGAUAGAACUGAUGCAAUGAUUCCAACAAGUAAAAUAGGCGGAAUGAGAUUCCCAGAAGAGCUUGAAGCUGUCGCUAAAUUAGAGAAAGAGAAAGAACCGGAAAAGACACUGCUUAAUUCCACACCCAAACCUAAAUCCAAUAAUUUAUUCCAUUCAUUUAACUUUAAAGAUGAGAAACCUGCUCCACUAGCAUCACCAGAACAAAUUAAGUUACCAGAAACUGAAGUCAUAGCUGAGCCACCAAAGCUUGUACAAAAAGCACCAGAAAUUAGAAAAAGAAUUGAUUUACAGCCAUUGAAUUUGAAAAAGAGCUACGAUUAUGAUAACAACAAUAUUAAGAAUGAGGUGAAGAAGGCACCAGAAAUUAAUGAUAAAGAAAAAGAGAAAGAGAAACCAAAAACAGGAACAUUAGGAAGGGAUAAGACACCAGGACAAGACUUACUCGAGUGGUGUAAAGAAAUCACAAAGAAUUAUGAAAAUGUUAAAGUUACAAACUUGACAACUAGUUUUAAAAAUGGAAUGGCAUUUGCAGCCAUAAUAGCACAUCAUCGACCUGACCUAAUCGAUAUGAAUACAUUGGGGCCGUCAGAUAUUAUUGGAAAUUGUAAGAAAGCUUUUGAUGCUGGUGAAAAAUUAGGAAUUCCAAAAGUAUUGGAACCAUCGGAUAUGAGUUUACUUGCUGUACCCGAUAAAUUGGCUGUUAUGACUUAUCUUUAUCAAUUACAUGCACAUUUCACUGGACGUCAAUUAGAAGUUGAUCAUAUUGGACCAACUUCAGAUGAAUCAAAAUACGUACUCGGAAGCUUCAAAAGUGACUCUAUAUCAGCCGGCAGUGAAAUCACUGCAAGUCUUAAUGACAUUAAACAUCAGCUUUUAAUGCAACGAUCAAAUCUUAUAAUAGAGACAGCUCAAAAGUCACCAACGAAAAAGGAAUCAAAGAAUAUAUUUAUGAACGGAUCAAAGAUCGACAGUACAACUGAUAAACCAAUAUUGAUGACAAGACGUGAAUUAAAUGAUCCAUUUGGCUCUGAUGAUGAGGAUGAUCAAAAUAAUAAGAACAACAAGAAAUCUCCACCAAAAGAUUUAAUUUCACCUCCUCCGGUUAUUGAUGAUAAAAUCGUCAAUCGUCAUAAGCAACAGAGUGAGAAAGCUAAAGAACUGAUUGAAAAGCUUCGACCGACAGCUGUUGAAAAUGGCAAACCUAUUGAUCUUGAUGAGAAUGAUCGUCAGACAAGACUUCGAGAACAUGCUAGACGUCUCAUUGCUGAAACAAGAGCCAAAUCCAUCACAUUAGACUCUCCGUCAUCGCCAGUUAGACCACUCACACAAAGAAUCACUCUAUCGCCUGAGAGAACAAUAUCUCCGAUUAACAACAAUGUUACACCAUUUAGUUUUAAUGCAUCUAUGCCUAAAGAUGAGCUACUUAGAGAACAGAGUCCUGCAAGAACCACUCCGCCAAGCGGAAAGAGUCCAUUGCAGAAUCUCAAUAUUUUAGAGAGAAUUUCACCAAAGUCGGAGACUAAGAUCGAAAAGACAAAGUACAUCCAAUCAGAACUCGAUGCACUAGAACGUGAACAAGAGUCGAUUGAUCAAAAGGCAAACGAGUUGGAGAAGAAGCUAAGAGCAGUCAUGGGUGGAAAUAUGAUUGGAAGUGAAACUGAAGAUCAAUUGAUGGCUCAAUGGUUUACGUUAGUCAAUAAGAAGAAUGCACUUCUGAGACGGCAAAUGCAACUGAAUAUUUUGGAGCAAGAAAGUGAUUUGGAACGUAAAUACGAUCUCUUGAAUCUCGAACUUCGAGCUGCUUUAUCGAUAGAGGAUUGGCGCAAGACAGAAGAGCAACGCGAACGUGAAAAAUUACUCCUUGCUGAGCUCGUCUCGAUAGUCGAUAAGAGAAAUGAAUUGGUAUUAAAUCUUCACAGUCAGGAACAGGCGAUCGAGGACGACGAAGAUAUUCAAACGAAACUCAUGAACGUUGACAUAAGUCAGAAAGAUAAGUGUUCGAUUAUGUAAAGCACGCAAAUUUACAGGCACACAUUUUAAAUUAUUUGUUUUGGAUCCUCAGGACUUAGCAUCCUCAACACCUCUUGUUCCUUUUUUUCAUACAUAAGAAACAAAAAUAGAACUUCUACAAUGAUGACUUAUAGACUAAACAAAUUAUAAGCUUGAUUACACUUAACGCAGCGCGUAGAUAUCUUCUUUUUUUUUUAAACUCUGACCUACACUAUAAAAUGUAUGCUUAAUAGUAUGAUGACCUUACAAAGACACGGUAGAUAUUACACAUAGACAAAACCUACACAAACCUUUUCUAUUCACAAUAUGGUAAAAAUAAAUAUAUAAAAAUUAAUAUAUACACAAAAUAGAUUGAUGACAAAGAAAUAUUUAGGGGAGGCUUGGGAUGUGGUGUUUGAAUGGAGUUUGCUAGGCUAAUCUUGGGAUUAGGUAGGAGUAUAAAGUGGUUUGGAGUAACUUCUUAUAGGUAUUCUCUAAUGUUGUCACUAUUCUAACCUAUAAGACACUAGUCUAAUAACCUAAUCCUGUCCUAUACUACAUUACCUAGUGAUCGAACUAGGAUCUAAUCCUAUGCUAUGCUAGGGUACCUCAAAAUCUCACCAAUAAGACCAUGAACCUACAUCAAACCUCCUCAAAACAAAGGUUUCAAAUCAAGCAUCAGAAAUUUCAAUUUAAAUCCCAAACAAACUCCAUCCAACUCUACACCAGCAUUUGAUACUACAAAAAAAAUAAAUUAAAAAUUGCUUACAGACUAUGAGUGAAAUUAGUUUAUGCUAUACAAUGUACUUUUUAUCAACGACUUAUCUACAUAAUUAUUAGGAAAAGGAAGUAACUGAUACUCGUGAAGGAAACUAUUUUCACGCCUUACUACUUCUCUUUUUUUGAUUUCUACUCUAUUAUGCUCAUUUAACUUUAGAUUAAAAAAGGAGAUAUGCAAAAAAUAAUGAAUCACAAAAUAAAUUUGCACGUAAAAAAUGAAUCACAGGUCGAAGACAUUGCCGUGUUAAAUCACACACGUUUAUUAGAUGAGUAAAAUAAGAAAUUUGUAUCAAAUAAUUCAAUGGCAAAAAAAUAAGGUUUUUGUGCUUAUUGUGACUUUAGAUGAAGCAAAAUGAAAUUUUUUUUGGUUCCCUUAAAAAAGAAGGGGGAAAAUUCUAGUCAUGGAAUUUAAAUUAUGACAUAAAUAUGUGUUAUAUAAAUUUGAUAAUUUUCUUCUAUAAAC
Messenger RNA from Chironomus riparius, 4399 nucleotides. The record is from the annotation of a GenBank genome assembly. Lineage: Eukaryota; Metazoa; Arthropoda; Insecta; Diptera; Chironomidae.